Messenger RNA from Lentinula edodes (shiitake mushroom), 1659 nucleotides. Its product is annotated as extracellular triacylglycerol lipase precursor. The transcript has 12 exons. The record is from RefSeq and is a predicted model, not a curated record. Lineage: Eukaryota; Fungi; Basidiomycota; Agaricomycetes; Agaricales; Omphalotaceae. Bases 1 to 1659 code for a protein of 552 amino acids.
AUGUUUGCUCUUCGAGCUCUGACCAGCAUCAUCUGUGCAGCCAUUAGUGUGGGCGCGGCCUCUCCACAAGUUCGAUUGGGGACAACCACACUGGUCGGAAGGGAUGUGACGCUCUUAAAACAAGACUUCUUUGGUGGCAUCCCUUUCGCGGAACCACCUCUUGGGAGUCUUCGCCUCCUGCCCCCAGUGCUGAAGACCAGUCUUAACGCUACUACAUUCGAUGCUAGCAAUUUUGGAUUUUCGUGCUUGCAGUCAGUAAUUCCUAUUGCUGAAUUGUCGGAAGAUUGUUUGACGAUAAAUGUUUUCCGGCCAUCUGGUGUAGAAUCAAACGCUUCCCUUCCGGUGAUGUUCUGGACCUACGGUGGGGGCUUUCAAGCAGGAUCUUCGGCUGAGUUCAAUGCAAGUGCAAUCGUAGCUCAAAGUGUUGUCCGGGGAACUCCCAUCGUCUACGUGAAUUUCAAUUACCGCCUUGGGCCCUUGGGAUUCCCUCAAGGACAAGAGGCAGCGAAUCGCAAAGUCUUGAAUUUAGCACUACACGAUCAGAUCGCAGCUUUGACAUGGGUUCAAGAAAAUAUUGGUGCCUUUGGAGGGGAUAAGAACAAGGUCACAGUAUUUGGAGAAAGCGCAGGAGCAAUCAUGACGUCCGUCCAGCUCUUGAAUCCUUCAUUUUCAAAGUUUGCAAGAGCAGCGAUCCUUGAGUCAGGUUCAGCUGCAAGUUCUCUGACGUUUGAUGCUCAACACCGACAGGUGGAUUGGGAUAAUUUUGUCGCAGGAGUUCCUGGUUGUGCGGAACUGUCGAACACGAACAAUACAUUCGGCUGUUUGCAAUCUGUCAAUACUACAGCCAUCCUUAGUGGUUUAGUCAUCGCCCAGAAUGAAGCACCAGAGGAGAUUCCAUGGAAUCCUACUAUUGACGGGGAAGGUGGAUUUAUGCCAGAACUCCCAUCGUUACUCUUCGCACAGGGAACGUUUGCCAAGAUACCAUUCAUCUCUGGAACAAACUUGGACGAAGGAACAUCCUUCACUCCGCCCACUGUUAAUUACACCACGGAGCUCAUUAUGGACCUUCUUGUAGCCAACUUUUCUCCUCCAGCCGUUCCCUCCAUUUCGGAAACUCAGCUGGAAAAUGCAAUAAUGCGCUUGCUGGAAUUAUACCCGGACGUACCCGCUCUUGGUUCACCUUUCAAUACCGGAAAUGACACCUUUGGGCUCAGUUCAGGAUACAAACGAGUUGCUGCUCUACUUGGAGACAUUAGCUUUCAGUCUCAGCGACGGCUGUGGAUACAGACAGCGAGUAAUGCGGGUGUGAAGACUUUCAGCUACCUGUUCACGCAACCACAACCCACCAAUCCGGCUUACCUUGUGUCUCAUGGGUCAGAAAUUGCCUUCGUUUAUGGUGCACCACCAAACGCAACUGCUUCUGCGACUGGAUUGAGCGAGGCAAUGAUUGAAUACUGGGUUUCGUUCGCUACGAGCCUGGACCCAAAUGAUGGAAAGGGCAUUUCUCGUCCAACGUGGGAGCAGUAUACUCCUCAAAACCAAGUUGUCAUACAACUGAACGGCGAUAAUACAACUAUGAUCCCGGAUGAUUAUCGCAAAGCAGGAAUUGACUUCAUGAACUCAAUGCCUUUGACCUUUCACCAUAGACGCUCCUUGUAA